Sorex araneus (European shrew) is the source of this 2050-nucleotide messenger RNA. It is a transcript of the gene BAIAP2L1, whose product is annotated as BAR/IMD domain containing adaptor protein 2 like 1. Lineage: Eukaryota; Metazoa; Chordata; Mammalia; Eulipotyphla; Soricidae. Gene Ontology annotation, cellular component: nucleoplasm; cytosol. Gene Ontology annotation, molecular function: protein binding. The record is from RefSeq and is a predicted model, not a curated record. Gene Ontology annotation, biological process: plasma membrane organization; positive regulation of actin filament polymerization; actin crosslink formation. The transcript has 14 exons. The coding region runs from base 173 to 1696 and encodes 507 amino acids.
UUUGACAUUCGGGGGGCCGAGGCGCGCGCGGGCACUCCGGACGGCCGGCGGUGGCGGCAGCCGCGCCCCCACGGUUCCGCGCUCGCUCCCGCGGACUCCCCGCCGCGCAGAGUCGGGCGGCCACGAGGCCCGGCCGCGUCGUCCCGCGCUUCUCAGCUCGGCGGCCGCAGCCAUGUCGCGGGGGCCGGAGGAGGUGAAGCGGCUCGCGGAGAGCACCUACCGGAAUGUCAUGGAACAAUUCAACCCUGGUCUUCGAAAUUUAAUAAAUCUAGGAAAAAAUUAUGAAAAAGCUGUAACUGCUAUGAUCCUGGCAGGAAAAGCCUACUACGAUGGAGUGGCCAAGAUUGGUGAGAUGGCCACUGGGUCACCUGUGUCAACAGAACUAGGCCAUGUUCUCAUCGAGAUUUCCAACACCCACAAGAUACUCAAUGAGAGCCUGGACGAAAAUUUCCGAAAAUUUCAUAAAGAGAUUAUCCAAGAGCUAGAGAAGAAGACAGAACUUGAUGUCAAAUACAUGAACGCGACCCUCAAAAGAUUCCAGACAGAACACAGGAGCAAACUAGAUUCCUUGGAGAAGUCACAAGCUGAGCUAAAGAAGAUCAGAAGGAAAAGCCAAGGAGGACGGAAUGCACUUAAAUAUGAACACAAAGAACUAGAGUAUGUAGAAACCGUUACUUCUCGGCAGAGUGAAGUCCAGAAAUUUAUUGCAGAUGGCUGCAAAGAAGCUCUUCUUGAAGAGAAAAGGCGUUUCUGCUUUCUGGUGGACAAACACUGCAGUUUUGCAAAUCACAUCCAUUACUAUCACUUGCAGUCUGCAGAAUUGCUUAAAUCCAAGCUGCCCAGGUGGCAGGAAACCUGUGGGGAUGCCACCAAAGUGCCUGAGAAAGUCAUGAACAUGAUCGAAGAAAUAAAGACCCCGAUCUCCACCCCAGUAUCUGGAACUCCACAGCCUUCACCAAUGAUUGAGAGAAGCAGCAUGGUUGGGAACAAUUAUGACACACUUUCUAAAUAUUCACCAAAGAUGCCCCCAGCUCCUUCAACCAAAGCCUACACCAGUCCUUUGAUCGAUAUGUUUAAUAAUCCAGCAACAGUUACACAGAAUCCAGAAAGGAUAAAUAAUUCAACAGACUCCUCCGAUGACCCCAGUUUGCAGCGGUCUGUGUCAGUUGCCACUGGACUGAACCUGAUGAAGAAGCAGAAAGUGAAGACCAUCUUCCCCCACACCGCCGGCACCAACCAGACGCUCCUGAGCUUUGCCCACGGAGACAUCAUCACCCUGCUCGUGUCGGAGGAGAAGGACGGCUGGCUGUAUGGGGAGCACGAUGGCACCAAAGUGAGGGGCUGGUUCCCGUCAUCCUACACCAAGUUGCUGGAAGAAAGCGAGAAGGAAACGGCAAGUGCGCCCCCACCCAGCUCGGCCCCUGUGAGAAGCAUCAGUACUGUGAACUUAUCGGAGAAAAGCAGCGUGGCCCUGCCCCCGCCGGAUUACGGGGAGAGUCUGGGUGAGAAGAAGGCAGGUGUCCCCCGGACCUCGCUCACCUUCAAAGGCCCGGCACCCAGGCCCGACGCACCCCCCCUGCCUAAUGAUGCCAAUGGGACCCCAAAGCCGCCUUUCCUCAGCGGAGAAAACCCCUUUGCUACUGUGAAGCUCCGGCCCACGGUGACAAAUGACCGCUCCGCACCCAUCAUUCGGUGAACAGGCAGCCGGGGACACCCCGGUAGGUUCCUCUGACAUCCGGCUCCCACCUGCGAAAUGAUCAUGAUCAACCUGCACCUGCCCCGUGAUCCGCCCGCCCCGGCUGAAAUGUAGCUGCCCCGACAGUCAGCGCUUCUCUCCCAGCUGCACUGGAGAUGAAUGAGUAUGUUAGUGAUCAGCUCGAUUGUUUCAAAUAGUUUCUCCCCAUUCUGUUUAAAAUGGCCAAUGUGGUUCCAAUCCGUGUAUCAUUGUUUGAAAUACCCUGAUUGUUUUUAUAGCCAAGGAAGGCUAGCCCAUGCUUCUGGCCGUCCAAGCACGUGCUCUGAAGUUGUGUUAUAUUCCUUGAAAGAAAAU